CCUCAAUUGCUAAUUAGCUUACAGUGCCUGUGCUGGAAACAUCCAACCGUUGUCGCCAUAGCUACUAUUUGAUCAACACUCUCACACUUGAGAGUUCUUCCUCGCCAGUCACUUGAGUUAUACUAUUCGAUAUCAGAGUACUGUAUGCUUACUACAGGCGUUUGACUCAUUAUUUCCCACGACCAUGGCUGCAAGGAGGUCUCAUACGAAUACCUCCGUCCUCAUCAUUGGCUCCGGCAUAUCAGGACUUUGUGUGGCGAUAGAUUUGAUCCGGCGGAACAAAUGCGACGACUUUAUCAUAGUUGAGAAGGGUAGCCAAGUGGGUGGAACAUGGAACGACAACAAGUAUCCGGGAUGCUGCUGUGAUGUUUGGAGCCAUCUAUACUCCUACUCAUUCGAACCAAAUCCAGACUGGAGUCGAGAAUAUUCGGGCCAAGAAGAGAUCCUUUGUUACCUGAUAAGCGUGGCUCAGAAAUGGGGACUCUUUCAGAAGAUCAGAUUCAGUUCUAACGUAUCUAAAUCAUGUUGGUCCGAUUCUGAAGGCAUCUGGAAAACGGAGGUGCAAGUCACUGGUGAUAAAGAUGCUGAGUUUGGGAAGGAAUACACAAUCAAUUCACAGUACCUCGUAUCUGCAGUUGGACAGCUGAACAUGCCCUCAUACCCCAGACUGCCAGGUCUCCACAGCUUCAAUGGCAAGGUCAUGCACUCUGCGAGAUGGGACUGGAGUUAUCCCAUGGAAGGCAAAAAGAUCGCGGUGAUUGGCAAUGGCGCCACCGCAGCGCAGAUCAUUCCCGAGGUGGCCAAGGUUUGUGAUACGUUGUCUGUGUUUCAGCGGACGGCGAAUUGGGUGGUACCAAAGUUCAAUACAGACAUCAGCACAGUGAAAAGGAACGCAUACCGGUACCUGCCUGGAUUUCGCAAGUUUUACCGAGCACGAUUGAUGGAUAUCCGAGAGACCAUCUACCAGGCAAAUGUGGUUGAGAAUUCCGAGGCAAAGCAAGAAUUGCGACAGACUGCCUUAGCAAUGCUGGAAGCCCAAAUCCCAGAUAAUGCAGAGUUGAGGAAGAGCCUUAUCCCCAACUAUCCACCAGGAUGCAAGCGUGUCAUCAUGUCUGACGAUUUCUUAUCGACUCUCAACCAUCCGCACGUCACUCUCGAGACAAAUCCCAUCAAAACCAUCAGCUCGUCAGGAAUAGUCGUCGAAGGAGAACACAAGUACCAAGUCGAUGUCAUCAUCUUAGCUACGGGCUUUCGCACUUUGAAAUUCAUGUACCCGAUCAAGAUCUUCGGCGAAGGAGGUCGCUCUCUGACCGACAUCUGGCAAAACGGCACAAAGGCUUAUAUGGGAAUGACCGUCGAAUCACUCCCCAAUUUUGCAAUGCUGUAUGGUCCGAACACGAACCUGGGACACAACUCUGUCAUUCUCAUGAUCGAGGCUCAAUCACGGUAUAUUAAUGCCAUGAUCUCGACCGUCUUGGGAUCUGUGCGCGGAGAGAAGAUUUGCAUUACGGUCAAGGAGCAGAGUUUGAUGGGAUACAACAAAGAAAUCCAGGAGCGGCUGAAGCGAACCACGUUCGCGAAUCCGAAAUGCCAUAGUUGGUAUAAGGCUGCGGAUGGGACCGUGACUAAUAAUUGGUGUGGGACUGUGGUUGAGUAUCAGGAGCGGACUUCAAAGAUUGAUUGGGCUAGCUAUAAUGUUGCGUGUACGGGUGGUAAGAUAAUUAGUAAAGAGGAAGUGCAGCAUAUUGGUAGGGUGGUUGAGGAGACGCGCUAUGCCCAGUCGGCACUUUAUGCGACCUGUGGAUUCUUUGGACUAUGGUUGUUGGGAACUUGUGCACUCAGAAUAAUUUAG
Mollisia scopiformis is the source of this 1852-nucleotide messenger RNA. RefSeq names its product cyclohexanone monooxygenase. The record is from RefSeq and is a predicted model, not a curated record. Lineage: Eukaryota; Fungi; Ascomycota; Leotiomycetes; Helotiales; Mollisiaceae. The coding region runs from base 185 to 1852 and encodes 555 amino acids. The transcript is spliced from 3 exons. Gene Ontology annotation, molecular function: N,N-dimethylaniline monooxygenase activity; flavin adenine dinucleotide binding; NADP binding.